Molecule: messenger RNA, 713 nt
Organism: Drosophila serrata
Lineage: Eukaryota; Metazoa; Arthropoda; Insecta; Diptera; Drosophilidae
Source: RefSeq, a predicted model, not a curated record
AACUAUCAAGUGAGAGUGCCAAAGUCCAGUUCUCAGUGUUUUUUAAGCUUUCAGCUUUGUCACACAAAAUUUAAAAAAUUUCUAAGAUGCCCACAAGAAGCCGCAAUGCUAACCCUCGACACUGGAAGAUGAGUCUUACCGCCGGCAAUGUUGGCAUCCUUCUGCUGACAUGGAGCGUUCUCCUACGGUAUGGGAUCCCUUCCGACGAGCAGGAAGGGACCUCGACGAAGUCCAACGAGACCCUGGUUUGCCACCUGAUGAUGUCAACCGAUGUUACCGUUAUUGCCCUGCGAGGACCCAUCGAACGCGAGUUGCAAGAGCUCCAGAGGAAUGCGGCAUGCCCAUCGAAAGUGUACCUGGUGAAUGACAGUGAGACCGCCUGCGAGAUGUACAAGAUGUUGCAAGAAGAAGAUUUCUGUGGCGACACGACCAUGUUGCCGUUUGAGGACCAGUGCGACUACUCCAUGCCGAUUCAGUGCAACAUAUGGUUCGUCUAUGUCAUCCUUUUGAUCCUGGAGACCUACAUCCUGAACGAGUACGAUGAGUGGGAUCCUUUGGCCCUGCUGGCCCUUCUGUCGAUCAUCUACACCAUGGGAAUAAUUGCAGUUUCGGUAAACCGAGUCCCCGAUCUCACUAUCAACUUGUGGGUGAUAAACAAUUAAAAUAAGCAUUUAGUAAAUUUAUAAGGAGAAUAAACGUUUUUGACAGAGAAA